GAUAGAGAGAAAAUCCAUCCUGAUUGCAGGAUGGUGUCAAUUGGCUAAUUUGCCGCCUUCCUUAUUCCAAGUCGUGUUAGAUUAGGAGAGGCGUGUGCAAAAAGUCUGUGAUAUAGGAUGAGCUAAUAGAGCCAUGCAAGUGGAGAAUUGCAUCUCGCUGACGAGUGAAAUCUCAAAGAAAUUUAUGAAUGUGGGCAGUGGCUUUGCGAGCUCCAAUGGAUCAGAGGAGCUAUCGUUGCAGGACCAUCCUAUUAUAUCUGCGAGUGACAACCUGGAGAGAAGUUCACCUCUGAAAAAAAACUCCAGGGAGAUGACGAAUCAGUCAGAGGCAGACAAUUUCCCCGACUCCAAGGACGCGUCGGGGGACGUCCAGAGGGGCAAACUCUCUCCUGAUCUCCACGGAGUCUCUGACAUCCGUCAUAAUUUCGAUGGAUCUGCAGGAGAAAGGUGCAUCUUUUCUCCGUCCGCCCAGCCGUCAGUCUCCGCAGCUCCCACUGCCAUGUUUCCAUAUCCGAGUCAGCAUGGACCGGCGCACCCGGCUUUCUCCAUCGGGAGUCCGAGCCGCUACAUGGCCCAUCAUCCGGUCAUAACUAACGGAGCGUACAACAGCCUUUUAACCAACACCUCUCCGCAAGGCUACCCAACGGCAGGUUACUCUUACGCCCAGCAGUAUGGACACACGUAUCAAGGGGGAGCUUUUUACCAGUUCUCCUCUGCGCAGGCGGGACUGGUACCGGGGAAGGCGCAGGUGUACUUGUGCAACAGGGCCCUGUGGCUGAAGUUUCACAGGCACCAAACGGAGAUGAUCAUCACUAAACAGGGACGGCGAAUGUUUCCAUUUUUAAGCUUCAACAUUUCUGGUCUAGACCCAACCGCUCACUACAAUAUAUUUGUGGAUGUAAUACUCGCCGAUCCGAAUCACUGGCGAUUCCAAGGAGGAAAGUGGGUGCCGUGUGGGAAAGCGGACACAAAUGUCAUAGGGAAUAGAGUUUACAUGCACCCGGACUCACCAAACACCGGUGCGCACUGGAUGCGUCAGGAAAUAUCCUUUGGAAAACUCAAACUCACCAACAACAAAGGUGCCUCCAACAACACAGGCCAGAUGGUGGUGCUCCAGUCCCUCCAUAAGUACCAGCCCAGGCUCCAUGUGGUGGAAGUGAACGAAGAUGGGACAGAGGACACCAGCCAACCGGGCAGAGUUCAGACUUUCACCUUCACGGAGACGCAGUUCAUCGCCGUCACCGCCUACCAAAAUACAGACAUUACGCAACUGAAAAUCGACCACAACCCGUUCGCCAAAGGAUUUCGGGACAAUUAUGACACUGUAUACACAGGCUGCGACAUUGACCGCCUAACUCCAUCACCGGGUGACUCUCCGCGCUCACAGAUCGUGCCGGGUGCGAGAUACGCCAUGCCCAGCUCUUUCCUGCAGGACCAAUUUGUCAGCACUUAUGCCAAAUCUCGCUUUCACCCUGGCGUGGGGACUGGUCCUGGCACGGAGCGCAGCGUCCCACUCGGCAACAGCUUGCUGUCCCCGCAGCAAAGCGAAGAGCCCACUGUUGCCACCCCCCCGCAGCGUUGGUUUGUCACCCCUGCCAACAACCGACUGGACUUUGCCGCCUCGGCAUACGACGCGGCCGAUUUCGCCGGUAACGCGGCCACCUUGCUGUCCUACGCAGCGGCCGGAGUAAAGGCUCUCCCCCUUCCGACAGCGGGCUGCUCCAACCGGCCCCUUGGCUACUACGCAGACCCGUCUGGCUGGGGAGGACGCACGCCGCCGCAGUACUGCGGCGUAAACAGCAAACCCAGCUCGGUCUUUUCCUGCUGGCCCACCAACUCCCUCGGAGGCAGAGCGGGCACCAACUACCUGUCGGAGGAGGGAGACUCCAUCGCCACGGAAAGGUCGCCCAUCGGUGGCUCGGAAGAGACCAAACCCAAAGACAUCACCUCAGAGUCCAGCUGGAUAGAGACGCCGUCGUCGAUUAAAUCAAUCGACUCGAGCGAUUCUGGGAUCUUUGAGCAGACCAAGAGGAGACGGAUCUCACCCUCUGCCACCCCGGUCUCAGAGACAGUGUCCCCAUUAAAAUCCGAGCUGCUGGCACCAAGAGAGUGCGAGAAGAACUGUACAAAGGACAUUGGUUACUACAGUUUUUAUCCUCACAUGGCACAUUCUGUGAGAACUGGUUUUACUGAGCAAGAAGGAGAAGGAGAGCACAUGCAUCCCAGUACUUUACAGGUUCCCUGGGGCUUCAACGGUCAGAGGAAUGAUGAUGAGGCAGUGGUGGACCAAGGGGGAGCGCGGUCUCAGCUAAGAGCCGACUUUGAGCAGGAAGAUUUUGAAGGACACAGGACUCUCUACAUUGGGGUUCACGUCCCUUUAGGUAGUAUCAGGAACCGUAGUCAUCACAGGCACCGUCACCAUGGAAAGAAACACUGGAGGAGGAGCAGAGAGCGAACCUUUCCCUUGGUGGAGGGAAGAGAGUCACCACUUUAUGACACUCCUUCCCAGAGGGUGCAGUUCCUGCUGGGAGCAGAAGACGAUGAUGAGGAACACAUUCCCCAUGACCUCUUCACAGAAAUGGAUGAAAUCUGUAUAAGGGAUGGAGAGGACUCUGAGUGGAGGGAAAGUGCCAGGUGGCUGAAGUUUGAGGAGGAUGUGGAGGAUGGGGGGGAGCGAUGGAGCAAACCCUACGUAGCUACGCUGUCUCUCCACAGUCUGUUUGAACUGCGCAGCUGCAUCAUUAAUGGCACUGUACUGUUCGACAUGAGGGCAAAUUGCGUUGAAGAGAUUGCAGAAAUGGUCUUAGAUCACCAAGAGUUAUAUUCACCACUAGGAGAUGAAAUUAGAAAAAAGGUGCACGAAACUCUCCUGAAGCAGCACCAUCACCAGAACCAAAAGAAGCUGGCUAACCGCCUGCCGAUUGUGCGCUCCAUCGCUGACAUUGGCCGACGAGCGUCAGAGCUCCAUCUGGACAAGAAUGGUCAGUUAACGGCGUCUCAGUCCCAGUUAGCGGGUCCUGAUGGCAAAGGUGACAUCAGCAGAGACAGCAGUGCUGUGGACUUUAGCAAGAUAGACCUUCAUUUCAUGAAGAAAAUCCCACCGGGGGCAGAGGCCUGUAAUGUGAUGGUUGGAGAGCUGGAGUUUCUGAACAAGCCAGUGGUGGCAUUUGUUCGCCUUUCUCCUGCAGUCCUGCUAAAUGGCUUGACUGAAGUCCCGAUUGCCACAAGGUUUUUGUUUAUUUUGCUCGGACCUUUGGGUAGGGGGGCUCAGUACCAUGAGAUUGGAAGAUCCAUAGCAACACUCAUGACAGAUGAGGUUUUCCAUGAUGUUGCAUACAAAGCUAAAGACCGGAAUGACCUAAUUGCUGGGAUUGAUGAGUUCCUUGAUCAAGUGACUGUCCUUCCUCCAGGAGAAUGGGAUCCCUCAAUACGCAUAGAGCCACCAAAAAAUGUACCUUCUCAGGAAAAGAGAAAGAAAAGCAACCUUUUACCAAACGGCUUAGUAGAGGGUGAAGAGGAGGAUGAAGACAGUGGCCAUGGUGGUCCUGAACUGCAGCGCACUGGAAGAUGGUUUGGUGGCCUUAUUCUGGACAUCAAACGGAAGGCUCCCCACUACCUUUCAGACUACUAUGAUGCUUUUAGCUUGCAGUGUGUGGCCUCCUUCUUGUUCCUCUACUGUGCCUGCAUGUCUCCUGUCAUCACCUUUGGAGGACUGCUGGGCGAGGCAACAGAGGGAAGAAUAAGUGCCAUUGAGUCAUUGUUUGGAGCUUCACUGACUGGAAUAGUCUAUUCGCUGUUUGCUGGACAGCCUCUCACCAUUUUGGGAAGCACAGGCCCUGUGCUGGUGUUUGAAAAAAUACUUUUUAAAUUCUGCAAGGAGUAUGGCUUGUCCUAUCUGUCAUUGAGAACCUGUAUUGGCCUGUGGACUGCUUUUCUCUGUAUUCUGCUGGUGGCCACAGAUGCCAGUUCCCUUGUUUGUUACAUCACCCGUUUCACAGAGGAAGCGUUCGCCUCCCUCAUCUGCAUCAUCUUCAUAUAUGAAGCAUUAGAAAAACUUUUGCGCCUGGGUGAAAAAUAUCCCUUCAACAAGAACAACAAUUUGGACAAACUCACCACAUACUCAUGCGCUUGUGUUGAGCCUUCAGACCCCACUAAUGGCACUGUGAAGUUUUGGGAGGUCAACAACAUAACUGCCUCUGAAAUUUAUUGGGAAGCCCUGGAGGUUAAGGACUGUAUUGAAAAGAGAGGGGAGUUUGUAGGAACUGCCUGCGGUCCAAAUGGACCCUACGUUCCUGAUGUUCUCUUCUGGUGUGUCGUUCUUUUCUUUUCUACCGUUAUUAUGUCUGCGUUCCUGAAGGAGUUCAAGUUCAGCAAUUACUUCCCAACAAAGGUGCGGGCUAUCAUCAGUGAUUUUGCUGUUUUCAUCACUAUUCUCACCAUGGUCUUGGUUGAUUAUGCUCUUGGGAUCCCCUCACCAAAGCUGAAGGUGCCCAACGUGUUUAAGCCAACCAGAGAUGAUCGAGGUUGGUUGAUAAACCCCUUGGGACCCAACCCCUGGUGGACAGCCGUCAUAUCUGUUAUACCAGCUCUACUUUGUACAAUCCUUAUCUUCAUGGACCAGCAAAUUACAGCAGUCAUCAUAAACAGGAAGGAAAACAAACUCAAGAAAGGUUGUGGGUACCACCUAGACUUGUUGAUGGUUGGGAUGAUGCUGGGUGUGUGCUCCAUAAUGGGAUUGCCAUGGUUUGUAGCAGCUACUGUCCUCUCCAUCACACAUGUUAACAGCUUAAAACUGGAAUCUCAGUGUUCGGCCCCUGGGGAGCAGCCGAAAUUCCUCGGCAUCAGGGAGCAACGUGUAACAGGCCUCAUGAUCUUCAUGCUCAUGGGCUGCUCGGUCUUCAUGACGUCAGUGCUAAAGUUCAUUCCUAUGCCAGUGUUAUAUGGAGUUUUCCUUUACAUGGGGGCAUCUUCUCUCAGAGGCAUCCAGUUUUUUGAUCGUCUCACGUUGUUUGGGAUGCCAGCCAAGCAUCAGCCAGACUUCAUCUACCUACGACAUGUACCCCUAAGGAAGGUGCACCUUUUUACUAUCAUCCAGCUUAGCUGUUUGGUUCUUCUCUGGGUUAUCAAGACCUCCAGGGCUGCCAUUGUCUUUCCCAUGAUGGUCUUGGCUCUGGUGUUCAUCAGGAAGUUAUUGGACUGUAUCUUUACCAAGCGAGAGUUGAGCUGGCUGGAUGAUCUCAUGCCAGAAAGCAAGAAGAAAAAGCUCGAGGAUGCUGAAGAGGAAGAAGAGCAAAGUAUUCUUGCAGAAGAUGAAGGAGCUGUUGAAGUGCCACUCGAGGGGUACAAAGGAAUUCCCAUCAUCAACAUCACAGAUGAAAUGUCAAAAGGCUCAUUUGGAAAUACUUGGAAUGCCAAUGAAUGAGGAAAAUACAACAGAAAUAAAACCAGCUAUUCUGGCUUUCAAAGUUAUUUGGUAAGGUUGUUUAUUCUUGUAAACACAGAUUGGUAAAGAGUUUGUAACAUAAGAAAUGAAAACUAUCUGUAGAGAUUUUUUUUUCAAGUGUAAAGUAAAUCUAAAAAAACAGAGGAAAUAUAUAUCUGAAAGGAGACAUACCAAAGCUUUUUUCACACAGCCAGAGCUUCGAUCACUGAAACUAAAGAAUUGACCCCAAACCCUGGAGAAUGGUCACACACAUUUAAACACAAUACGCCUCUGAAUCUGCUGAGCUGAUUUGUGUUUUAAUGUUGGCUAGCACUUUGUGGCUAAAUUGCUAUUUUCAUUUUUGCUUCAACUUUGUUAUAACGCCACUAGCGACUCAUUGUGGAAUUUAGGAGGGAAGAAUUUUAUGAAUGGAGUUAUAUCAUGUUUGGGGUUUUAUCAAAGUACCACACUAGAAUAAAUCAAGUAUCUGCGAGCAGCUCUUUCUUUCACAAAUGCUUGUAGAAUCAAUGGGCCUAAACGUUUGAAUGUACAAAUCUGUGGCCAUGAACAGGGUAGGAACACUGUGUUUCAAUGAUACUGACUUAGAUAUUUAUCUAGCAUUUUCUGCUAUCUAUCUAUCUAUCUAUCUAUCUAUCUAUCUAUCUAUCUAUCUAUCUAUCUAUCUAUCUAUCUAUCUAUCUAUCUAUCUAUCUAUCUAUCUAUCUAUCUAUCUAUCUAUCAGAUUUUUUCUGUUCGGUGAUGGAAUGUAUUUCCAUUUUCAGUCUUUAAGGAUUAAACUUUCAAAUUAAAUUAAUAUAUAAACAGUUUAGUUAAAAACCAAUAAAACUGCAACUUUAAAAAUACAUAUGGUUAUUACAUGUAAUGUGCACAAAUUUCUGUUUAUGUGAUAGAUGUUUUGUAAGGGUAUUUUCACCCAUAUUAAUGCAACAGUACCUGCCACCACAUAUGGCUAUUUCUGUAUUUAUGUUAUAGUGACAGUUAUUCAAUCUUUAGUGUUAUAAUAAUAUUAAAUUACCUGAAACAAUAAGUCAUUUUACUUUGUCAAAUGUUUUACCAAGGAUAAAACUGACUUGUGUAGUACACUGUUUUGAAAGUAUUAAUGGAAAUAUUUUAUUAUCUGUAUGUUGUCAUUGUACUGACCUCUGUAAAUGAAAGAAGUUUCACUUUUUGAAUGUUUAAUGGAUAUUGUAAAAUGAUGAAAUUCUCCUGUAUAUAGUUGAGAGAAAUCCUAAUAAAGAAUAU
Molecule: messenger RNA, 6685 nt
Organism: Cyprinodon tularosa
Lineage: Eukaryota; Metazoa; Chordata; Actinopteri; Cyprinodontiformes; Cyprinodontidae
Product: sodium-driven chloride bicarbonate exchanger-like
Exons: 30
Coding region: 134-5422 (1762 amino acids)
Biological process (GO): monoatomic anion transport; positive regulation of DNA-templated transcription; bicarbonate transport
Cellular component (GO): plasma membrane; basolateral plasma membrane; nucleus
Molecular function (GO): sodium:bicarbonate symporter activity; DNA-binding transcription factor activity; solute:inorganic anion antiporter activity
Source: RefSeq, a predicted model, not a curated record